AAACUAAAACUAGAAAUAAAAUUUUAUACUUAUUAGUACAUUACACUUGAAUUAGUAUUUAAUAACUGUAAAAAUAUGCUAUACAAAUACAAUAAAGUUAUCAUAAGUAACGCACCACCAAACCUCUUUACAUAAGGUCGCGGGGAGAUAUAGUUUUUCUUCUUUUGGAGGGAACUUUAAAAAAGUUUUACAUUAUACCGUUAAUUACGAAAUUACUCGGUAUCAAAAUGAAGCAUAGUUUAGUAAAUUCUAAUUUCAGCAGAACUUAUAACCCAAGUGGUAGACAAAACGCUCUUUCAGAUAUAAAGCGGCUUUUAACAUCUCGGGAGCCAACUGCCCAAGAAAAAGGCUGCGGUUAUUUGAUUGAAGUACUAAGCCGCUACAACAAAGAAUCUAAUCAGAGGACUCGUCUUAUAGAAUAUUUAUUAGACAAUGAUAUAACAGUCUUUCUCUGCGAAGUAACAUCGAACUUGGAUUUAAAUUUAUUCAGAUCAUUCGUCCGCUGCGUGCGUUUGCUAUGGUGCGCACGUUUAUUCACAGAGCAGCACGCCGCACAGUGCGCGGCAGCGGCAUUGCGCGCCCUACAGCAACAUACUGGUGCCAUCGAGCCCAUGCAUUUCCUCUGUGACCUGCUCAAUGGUAUACCAGAGUUCAAAGCCAUCCCCGCCUUUUCUCCGAGCAGCGCGUUCUCCGUGGAGCAGCUCCUCGCCUGCCUCUCGUCCUUGGCGCCCCGCACCAACACCAGCUCCACCGUUCUCGCCAGCGCCCUCGUCCUCCAGGCUUUGGUGUCGUACCAGCCGGAUGACCUGGACCUCAGGAGCCAGACGGGGGUGAAGCUGGUGGAGGUCUUAGGAGUCUGGUUUGGGCUGCUCGUUGGGAGCUUGAAUCAUUCAAUGUUGACUGGAGAUAAGGAGAUGAGCGGGAUGUUUUUCGCUGUGACGUGUAAGCUUGGAUUGGAUGUUAUGAGGCUAGCCAAGCUACUCAACAGCGGCAAACAAAACCCCAGCUUUGUGCAAUCAAUUUUGGCCGACAAACAAGAAAUAACAGCAUUAAAGCAAUGUGCUGGCGCACUAAGGGAUUCCAUACACCGAGUUCUGCUUGAACUGGUUAGCUUUACGAAGGAAAAUCAAGGCCAGCUUUCCUCAGAAGAAUACGGAGUGUUCCUGAAGUUUAUGUUGAACUUCUUGUACGAUGCGACCUCUGAACAACUGCCAGAGUUCUGUGACGUUUUAUUCUCCAAAGGAUACCUGAUUAUGCUGCCACAGUGUCAAAUCGAUAGAAACGAUAUCAUGGUGCGCAAUGUGAGCACCUUAAUACUCGGAGAAAUGCUGAAAGGUUUAGCGCAGAAGUACCUAGACGUGGGCGCUGGGUCAGACCACACCUGUGCAAGAGAUAUACAUAUGGGCUUGGUGGAACUCCAGAAUGGAAUAGAGCAGCCGCACAACGUCGGAGACCAGCUACAAAAGAGACAGCCAUACAGCCUACUCGUCUACAUUUACUUCUAUUGCCAAUCUUCUGACGACCCUGAAAAAGCCACAGCCCCGCUGCUGCCGUACCUGAUGGAGCACAUUCUCCGCUUGCCAAAGAGCUUUACGCCGCCACCGUACAUAAUAAAGGCUCUUUGGCUAGUUUUUGCAAUGUCUUCAAUAUCAUCGGGCACGCUAUCCUCUCUGAAUGAAAGAGUGUAUCUAGAAAAGGCUACGGACCGUCUUAUUUCUAUGCUGUGCCCGGAACCGUCCCUGUAUUACACGCAUAAUCCGGCUCUGCUACUGUGGGCCUUCACAUCGCAUCGGAUCCAUGAAAAAGUUCGGCUGCAAGUGUUAUCCCAAUGGUUCAAGAUUGAAGACUCGUUACCAUCAGAACUGAUCUCCGACCCCGCCGUAUGGGAGCUCCUCCUCAGCAUUCUGACAUCAAGCAAGGACAUUCAGGUUCUGCAGAACUGCAACAAAACCAUCUAUAGUUGUCUGGAAGAAAUAGAUGACGAUGGGAUAGAGGACUUUGGGCUGAUCGUUUGGCCAAUGCUGCCAGAAGUGCUGGCUAAAGCAUUGAUAGACUUCGAUAGUACGAUUGAGACCAACAUAUGCUACCUCCUAGAGCUUUCGUCUGCGCUAGUCCCUGAAGAGCUCGACGACGCUCUCUGCCUGAAGCUAGCUGUUCUCACAACCGCUAUAUUCACCAAGGACCGAGACGAGGCGCGGUACGACUUCGAAUUCGCUUGCCUCAGGCUGAGCUUGUACUUGUUAAGCUUUGCUAAUAAGCAGAACGAUAAUAGAGUGUUAGUGACAUACAUAAACCGGGCCGGUUUCCUUCCUCGUCUGGUCUCCGUAACCAACAGCAUGGAUAACAAAGUUGCCUGUAUCGCUCUACAGCUGCUCUCGUACAUCGUGCAUUACUUCACUAAGAAUAAUUAUCAACCAAGAUCCCUCCUCCAAAUCCAAUCCCACCAAAUAAUCAAGUCUCUCCGGGACGACAGCAGUUCAGAGCGCGGGGCAUCUCUGCUUCAACUACUAUACAUGGUUCUCAACUCCGGUCCAAAUUCACCUCUCGUCCUGUCUUGUGACUUGGAGGUUUCUAAUGAGCAACAGUAUGAUGCGCUACGGGCUUUGAUGUUGAGAAUUCAGAUGCUAUGUUGUAAGGAAUCUAAAAACCAACCCUCCGGCGCUUGGAAAACCCUCGGCGCUAUAUACAGACACGCAAUUUUCAACAGAAGCGACUCCAAGUUAGUGGCCACACUGACAUCCCAACCAUGGACACACACCCUCAUACACUUCCAAAUAACACAAGACAUCACCGAGGAGUUCCUAACCUUCACACAGACAUGGCUAAGUCUCAUGAAGAUCACGUUGAAGAACUCUAGGGAAAAGAAGGGAAGUAGGAUGUGUAAGCAAAGUUUGGUUUGUAAGACGCUGUUAUUGAUAAAAAAGUAUGUGGUUGUUGAAGAAGCUGAGGAUGGAGAUGAUGUUAAAGAGAAAAUUUUGGGGACUGUUAAAGAGAUUUUAGAUGAUUCGGAGUUGAACGUUUAACGAUUAAUUAUUCAUCUUACUUUUUUUUAUAUAUUAGAACCUUGUUAUAGACAGCUAAGCAAGUCUUUUUGACAGGUCGUAACAACGUGAACUAUUUAUGUAAAAUAAUCUUGUUAUUUUACCUAUGAUAUUUUCCAAAUUAAUUCCCAGAUAAUUUCCUAUUUACUUAAGGAAUGCCAUGACAAUUCUGCGGUGACACCUCUUUUCAUGGCGAAAAUGGUCAUGUCAAAAACUAUUCGUAGAAUAAGCCGAAUCGAGCCUUUUAAGUUUAUUUACUUAAAUGUUUAAGUUCUAUUUUUUAAGAGAUUUCGUUUUUCAUAUUUGUUCAAGAAACUUUGGUUUCCUUUGAUUCGACUGAUUAAGGAUAAGUAAAUAAAUUUGAUUUAUUGCCUCAUCGGUUAGAACGAUUUUCCAACGUCGAUUGAGUAACUAAAUGUAAUGUAACGAGAUUAUACUUUCUACUUUUACGUGGUUUAGGUGCAGUCAUUAUGUACUUACCCCGUCGAGUCUGGCGAUACGAACUGAUAUUGUUAUUUAACGCCACAAUUUGUAAGAAACAAUUACAAAGUUACUCAGUGGAUCAUAACAACUUUGAAUAACUGUAAACCAAAUGUGGAAAAUUACCUCCGAUUACAAAGUGAAUAAAGCUGUUAUCACAAAUA
Molecule: messenger RNA, 3685 nt
Organism: Cydia pomonella (codling moth)
Lineage: Eukaryota; Metazoa; Arthropoda; Insecta; Lepidoptera; Tortricidae
Exons: 15
Coding region: 228-3023 (931 amino acids)
Source: RefSeq, a predicted model, not a curated record